This is a messenger RNA of Humulus lupulus (European hop), 1380 nucleotides long. Its product is annotated as flocculation protein FLO11-like. The coding region runs from base 1 to 1380 and encodes 459 amino acids. The record is from RefSeq and is a predicted model, not a curated record. NCBI's taxonomy places the organism in Eukaryota, Viridiplantae, Streptophyta, Magnoliopsida, Rosales, Cannabaceae. The transcript has 3 exons.
AUGAAGACUCGAGGCCGAGGUUCCUCUUCCAAGUCCGUGAAAUCUCAGCAGGAGACACUUCCUGUAUCUGUUCCCACUGCCACUCCUUCGGUCCCAGCAUCAAUUCCUGCUGUCUCUCCUACUCCAGGCCGUCAUUCUAAAACCUCAGCAAGAAAGAAGGUUCUUGCUCUUUCGGGUCCUAUCAGUUCAUCUGUUCUUGGUGCUUCUAGCAAAGGAGUUACGUUCCCGAAUUUGGAUGCUGAGCAAAUUCCUGCCUCGACGGUUUCACUCGCCUCUCCCAAAGAUCAAAUAAAAGUCAAACCGGCCUUGGCAACUAGUCAGUCCAAAUCAAUUUCUACUGAAGAUGUGUCUGCUCCAUCUGAUCAUGACUCUGAAUCCUCACUAUCUCCUGAUGUGUUGACACCCAAGGCAAAGGGCAAACGUAAGUCCAAAGUUGUUGAGUCGAAGAAAGGGAAAAAGGCCAAAGUGACUAAAUCUAAAGGUACCAGUUCCAUCUCUGAUUCAUCUCCUUUAUCUCGUUUUAAAUUAAAGGCCAAAAUCAAUCCUCCCCCAUGCACCUCAUCGGAGGAUGUCUCUCCCGAGACGGAAGACUCUCAGCCUGAGUUGGAUCCUUCUUUGACCGAGCCCAAUCCUGAAGUACCUCUUGAUAAUUUGGCUGAGGAGACUGACUCUGAAGAAGACCCAUCUGAAGCCUCUCCAGUUGCAUCGGACCCAAAAGGCACCACUCCUUUGGCUUUUCCUGAAUUGUCGUCCAAACUUGCUAAGCAAAAAGGUGCUCCUGCUCGUACCUCAGGUUCUUUCAAAGCUCACUCUAUUACAUUCUGUUUUAAUGAUAAUGAGAAGAACAUGCAAUUCUAUGACCAUCGCCAUUUUAUUAGUGAGCGAAAUUUUCUUUUUGCUCCUCAUCGUGUUGUUAAUGAAUUCUAUGCAAAUUUGAAUGAUGAAUUAUUAGACCAAUCUUCUUUCAUGUUUCAUAAAGUUUAUGUUAGGGGUCAUUGGUACAAUUUUAGCCCGUCCGAAAUUACUAAGGCUCUCAAUCUCGUCCCUGUGGAGAUUGAUGAUUCUAUUGAGUUUGCAAAGGAUCAAGUUUUGUCUGAACUGAAGUCCCAUGAGACCUUGACUACUCCUUUGGUUGGUCCAACCUAUACUGUCAAAGAUGAUCAUGCUCCGUCCACUGCUCGAAAAGUCAAAGGAAUUAAUCUGGCUAGUCCUGCUUCUGGCAAUGUUGUUACUGACACUCCUGCUGUCCCGACUGAUCUUGGUGCUGUCCAGACAGGAAUCACAAGUCUUUCUGUCCGGUUCUCACUCAUGGAGGAAACUCAGCGCCAAAUUCUUGCUUCAUUGACCACUCUCCAUGCAUCCAGCUCUCCUGCCCCAUGA